Molecule: messenger RNA, 3205 nt
Organism: Polyodon spathula (Mississippi paddlefish)
Lineage: Eukaryota; Metazoa; Chordata; Actinopteri; Acipenseriformes; Polyodontidae
Gene: pde5ab
Product: phosphodiesterase 5A, cGMP-specific, b
Exons: 21
Coding region: 278-2830 (850 amino acids)
Biological process (GO): signal transduction
Molecular function (GO): protein binding; 3',5'-cyclic-GMP phosphodiesterase activity
Source: RefSeq, a predicted model, not a curated record
GGUUUUCCUAGAUCAUCUAGUUUAUUUACAAGCUCCGUGUUUUCCUUUUCGCCGUGUAUGUUGAAGCUGUCACUACUAGUACAGCUAGUGGUGCUGGAGCCAGCUCGGAGCUGCACUUCAAGUACACGAUGUAGAUUAGAGUUAACACACGUCUGGUUAUAUCGGUCAAAUCUAUUGUAAGAAAAAGGCAAAAAGUCACAGGGGAAAUAUAUAUCUAUAUAGAUAUUGGAAACUUGCAUUAAAAAAAAAAAAUACUUAAAAAGAUUUCGUCUGCACCAUGGACAGUUUUAACCCUUCGGAAAACGAACGUAUGGAGGCUUGGCUGGAUGACCACUUGGACUUUGCUCAUUCUUACUUUGUAAGGAAAGCUACAAGGGAUAUGGUAAAUGCGUGGUUUGCUGAGAGAGUUCAUUCCAUCCCAGUCCCCAAAGAAGGAACCAAACUGCCAACAGAACUCAGCCCCAUCCAUCAAACAGCUCGUCCAGAGAAUACCACACCAGGAACCCCUAUCAGGAAAAUAUCAGCUUCAGAGUUUGAUAGGCCCUUGAGGCCCAUUGUUGUCAAGGACUCUGAGGGUGCCUUGACUUUCGUCUGUGAUUCAGAAAAGGUACAGAUGCCUUUGAAACCACAGAGACUUGGGGCAGGAGAUGGACAGGUGAGCGAUCAGUGCACCAGACUCCUGGAACUGGUGAAGGACAUUUCCACUCACUUGGAUGUCACAGCACUCUGCCACAAAAUCUUCCUGCACAUAAACGAACUCAUAGAUGCUGACCGGUACUCGCUCUUCUUGGUCUGUGAGGACAGCUCCAAUGAGAAAUUCCUCAUCAGCAGGCUGUUUGAUGUGGCAGAGGGCUCCACGCUAGAGGAAGCUUCAAACAACUGCAUAAGGCUGGAGUGGAACAAGGGCAUUGUGGGCCAUGUGGCAGCUACUGGACGGCCAUUAAAUAUAAGAAGCGCCUAUGAGGAUCCUAGAUUCAAUGCUGGAGUUGACCAAAUUACAGGUUACAAGACCCAAAGUAUUCUGUGCAUGCCAAUAAAGAACCACAGGGAAGAGGUCGUGGGUGUUGCUCAGGCUAUAAACAAGAAAUGUGGAAAGAAUGGCACAUUUACAGAACAAGAUGAAAAGGACUUUUCAGCCUAUCUGGCAUUUUGUGGAAUUGUUCUUCACAAUGCCCAGCUGUAUGAGACUUCACGGCUUGAAAACAAACGCAAUCAGGUGUUGCUUGACUUAGCCAGCCUCAUUUUCGAAGAGCAGCAGUCCCUUGAAGUGAUACUGAAAAAGAUUGCAGCUACAAUACUGUCCUUCAUGCAAGCUCAGAGGUGUACCAUUUUCAUAGCAGACGGAGACAUUUCAAACUCAUUUUCCAGUGUCUUUCAAAUGGAAUAUGAGGAGCUUGGUGAAUCUGCAGAAGUUCCAAAAAGGAACUGUGACGUAAGCAAAAUCAACUACAUGCACGCACAAUAUGUGAAAAAUACCAUGGGUCCCCUUAAUAUUGGAGACAUCAGUAAAGACAAGAGGUUUCCCUGGACGAAUGAAAACGCAGAAAAUUCAAACAAGCAAAUAAAAAGUUUGCUCUGCACCCCAAUUAAAAAUGGGAAGAAGGAUAAAGUUAUAGGUGUUUGUCAACUUGUGAACAAAAUGGAUGAAGUCACUGGAAAAAUCAAAGCGUUUAACAGAAAUGAUGAACAGUUCUUAGAGGCCUUUGCUAUAUUCUGUGGGCUGGGGAUCCAGAACACCCAGAUGUAUGAAACGGUGGACAGAGCAAUGGCCAAGCAAGUUGUGACACUUGAGGUUCUCUCAUAUCAUGCAUCCGCUUCCGAGGAGGAUACCAGGGAGCUGCAGGUAACAGCGGCUGCCAAGGUGCCCUCAGCACAGUCCCUCAAACUGCUUGACUUCAGCUUCAGCGACUUUGAGCUAUCAGACAUGGAAACAACCCUGGCCACAAUCCGGAUGUUUAUGGACCUCAACCUUGUGCAAAACUUCCAGAUGAAGUAUGAGGAUCUUUGUCAGUGGGUUCUCAGUGUGAAAAAGAAUUAUCGGAAGCAUAUUGCUUAUCACAAUUGGAGACAUGCAUUCAACACAUCACAGUGUAUGUUUGCUGUUCUUAAAUCUGGAAGGAUUCAGAAUAAGCUAAAUGAUCUGGAGAUGUUAGCCUUGAUGAUAGCAACAUUAUGCCAUGACCUGGAUCACAGAGGAGUGAAUAACUCCUACAUACAAAGGAGUGAACACCCCCUUGCUCAGCUCUACUGUCACUCCACAAUGGAGCAUCACCACUUUGACCAGUGCCUGAUGAUACUUAACAGUCCUGGAAACCAGAUUUUGAGAGGCCUUUCCCUAGAGGAGUACAGAACUACGCUGAAGAUGAUUGAGAGAGCUAUUCUUGCCACAGACCUAGCCCUCUACAUGAACAAAAGAGGGGAGUUUUUUGAGCUUACAAAGAACAGUCAGUUUAUCUGGGAAGAUGAACACCACAGAGACUUGCUAAGGUCAAUGUUGAUGACAGCCUGUGACAUUUCUGCAAUAACAAAGCCUUGGCCAGUUCAAAGACGGGUAGCUGAGCUUGUUGCUACAGAAUUUUUCGAGCAAGGAGACAAAGAGAGAAAAGAGCUCAACAUAGAACCUAUUGAUCUAAUGAAUAGAGAUAAGAAAGAUAAAAUUCCCAGAAUGCAGGUGGGCUUCAUUGAUGCAAUCUGCAUACAGUUAUAUGAGACUCUGGCAGGGCUGUCGGAGGCCUGUUCACCAUUACUAGAAGGCUGCAGAAAGAACCGGCAGAAUUGGAAACUUCUGGCAGAGCAAGACGAGAAAAAGUUGGUCAAUGGAGCAACAUAACAGUUCAAAGAAGCGAAAUCGCCACGUUUCCAUAUGUCAUUCUUGUGAUUUCAUCCAAGUUUAUAUCUGUUUUCCUCUAGCCGUUAGCAGCAUUUUAUACUUUUACUUCUUUAAAACCAUAUAUUAUUGUGUAUUUUGUCGUGUUUUGCUCUGUCAAAAUAAAUUUUUAAAGCCUGUAGUAGACUUGAUAAAUAUACCAGAGAAGGAAGGGCCUGGUAAGAAUCAAACCAUCAAAAGGGACCAGUGCAAGCUUCUUUUGUUUUUGAAGAGUGUAAAAAAUGUUUUUGGGUCACUGCAAUAAAAAUGCUGUAUUCACUGAUAUACACAAAUGCCAAAAGCAAACUUACCUGGUCACUAUAGUUAUAGUUAUAAAAU